AGACGGGGGUGUUGGGGGUUGUCACACUUGGAAACAAUGGAUCAGGGGGAAAAUAUGAAUAAAAUAAUCUCUCCGAGGACCACUUGAAAUAAAUCUUUGUUACUAUGAAUUCUGCAUAGAAAGAGUUUACGUUAGAAGCAACAUUUCAACGGGUUUGGGCAACAUUUUAUAAGGAGAUUAGCUGUUAAGCCUAGGCCUACUUUAUUAAAGUGACAGAAGUCAGAAUCAUUUGCGAGUUGAAAUCCGGUGGGUGAAUUAUAUUCGAUCUGCACUUUCAUACAAGACAGCAAUCAGACUGAAACUCCCCAUAUUUACCUCCGUGGAACUAUGCGGUGGGUAUUGGAGUGGCUGAUCACUGAAGUGGAAGAACAAGGAUGAAGACUUUCUCCUGUGUGUUUUCCUGCCUGGUUGACAGACUCCCCAUAGAGUUGCUGCUUCUCUCCAUCACAUCCUUUUAGUAUCCAGCUGGUCUUGCCAUCACACCUCGCAGCUUCUCAAACAGUUGGGAACACAACCUGACAAGAACUCUCACCCUCUCUCUCCCACUCAUCUAGUGGCAUACACACACUUUCACUGUCUUGUAGUGGCUGAACACCACUACUAGCCCAUAGCCAGGGUACUCCUACACCUGCACACGCACACACACAUUAUGGCAAGCGUGUUGCCGUACGGCCGCUUCACUCACGCCGUGGUGCGGGGGAUCCCAGAGACCUUUGGGAAGGUUGAAGACGAGAAAAACAACAGGGUCGAAAACGGGGAAACCACGAUGGACCUGGCCAAAGCACAGCGACAGUUUGGGGUGCUGACAGGGGCGCUGAGACAGAAGGUGGGGCUGCAGCUCAUAGAGAUCCCUGCAGACCCGGAGCUACCAGAGAGCUGGAGGAUAGAGGAUGUAGCUGUAAUACAGGGAGACACUGCACUCAUCACCAGGCCUUUCAAACAGCAGAGACGCAGUGAGACUGAAGCGGUGAGGAGGGUGAUGUCGGAGCUCAACCUGACAGUGGUGGAGAUGGGGGCAGAGGAGGGGGGCUCCGCAGGGGCCACCCUGGAGGGCAGUGACGUGCUCUUCACCGGCAGGGAGUUCUUUGUGGGAAUCUCCUCCCACACCAACUACAGAGGAGCUGAGGUUCUGGCCGACACUUUCAGAGACUUUGCUGUGUCCACGGUGCCAGUGUGUGGGGGAGCUCGUCUAAAGAACAUCUGCUCUAUGGGAGGUCCUGAUACCAUCAUCAUCAGCAACAGUGAUGGGGCCAAGAAGACCCUCCGGAUGAUGGAGCAGCUGACUGAUCACCACUACGAAGUGCUCACGGUCCCUGAGGGCGCAGCAGCUAACUGUGUCUACGUCAGGGGCCCCUCCAAAGUGGACUACCUGCUUCACCCGCCCACUGAAGAGUGUCCCGAAAGUGUUCCUGCCUUCCAGAAGCUGACGGACUACACCCUCCUCCCUACAGCGUGCAGCGAGGCCUCCAAGCUCGGAGGGUCUCUGACUUCAUUCUGCCUACUUAUCAACAGGAAGCCAUACUACUAAAUUCCCUGCCCUUCUCCCAUAGAACACACAUAGACCUUCAUUGACUAUAUUUAAAUACAAAUGUGAACAUUACAAAGACAUCGUCAACUGUUGGGCAGGAGAAGAUAAAUUAUUAAUGGGAUCCUUGGGACAUCCCAGAUCUGAAGUUGAAAUUGAAAACGGGUAAGAUAUGGUUAAGGUCAGUGCUUAAGGUAGGGACAUCCCAAGGAACCCGGCACUACACCAGGCUAGAGGGUUCAAUGUGCAUAUUCUGCACAACUGCUCCCCCUACUGUGGAAAGAGAGCAGCGUGGCUAGAUGAACAUUAAUAGGCUGUAGAUUUGAAUGUAGGUGUUCUGUAUGCGGGCAUUUUAUGUCCCUAUAUAACAACUUGUAUUUAAAUACUCAUCCAUUCUCCAACCCACACUCUUCGCCCUCCAAGUAGGCUGUUUUGUUGCGGCCAUAGAAGGGACGUGCCACCUCAACAUUUUACAAUUUGAGUGGUAAACUUGCAAUGGUUGCCGGUCCUGAAUUGAAUGGGCACGCCCGUUGUAUGGAUUCCACAUCUAUUAUCAUCUUUAUCGACCUUUCGCAAGUUUCUAAAUACAAUCACAGAAAAAAAGUAGUUUGAAGAGCAAACGCCUCGUGCUAAAAAGACGAAUCUCUCAUUUUCUCAACUCAAUAUUUUGCGAACACGGAGGCGCAGGGAGAGGUUUUACUAAUUAAAGCUGUCCGCACGACAAUAACUUGCCAGUUUUCGUAUGGGUGGCAAUGUGUCUCGAAUCUAUUAUCAUUUUUUUUUAUGUACUAUUUGCUACGUGAGGCUUAUUUCAGAGUAGAAUUUUGGUAAUGCGGAAGUUGAGUGUACUGUGUGAUGCACGCGAUUUUAAUUUUAAAAAAACACCUCAAGUAUAGCGUCUCUUCCCGUUAAAUAUAGGCGGUUGACGUCAACAGCACUAAUCGAAUAUUCAAAAAUGGUACUCAAUUAACGAGCUUUAUCCACCAAUCCAAAGAGUAGGCGGAAGUUUAUACAGCACACCAUACGUGGAAAAAUAAUCCCUAGUACCUCUCGCCAACAUCAUUGUAUAAUAUUAGGCGGCAACAAAGACGACUAAAAAAAAUCUGUUUUGUCUUUUCAUUGGCUGUUGCAUUAACCACGAGGUUGUAUCUCAGUGUCAGAGUAGCCAAUCAGUAAAACGUGGGGCAUAAAUUUAUGAAAUAACUUGUCUCCAGUCAUGUAGGCAAAAGUAGAAUUGAAGGAAAUUAGUAAACCCCCCUGCUCAACUGUAGGCCUAUGCCACCACGCAAAUGUGAUAGAUGCAUGUAAGGCUUUAUUAUAAAUGUACGUUUGUUGAAUUAGAACACAGGUGAAACCUAAAAUGCAGAUUUGGAAGGUCUGCUUUUGAAUAAUGUACCAGGCCUUGCUGCGUGCUUUAUAUAGGUAUGAAUAAACUUUUUUUAUAUUCGUCGUCAUACCCCCAAGGACAUAACGACUGAUUUGUGGAAUUGUACACACUUAAUGUCCUCAUGGUUGAGAUGACGGUCAAAUUAAUAGCCCAAGGAAGGAACGAUUUCAGAAGUCCCCUUCAACAAUUUCCAUCAUUACAGUUGACUUGUUGCUGUGGAUUAACCAAGACCCAAAUUGGAAAGGCCUCUCGAGUGAAACACUGACAGUUGUUCAUAAUGUUGAAAACAUAACUGAGGGUUGUACACGAUUGCUCAACACCUCCAGACCAUGAUAUAGUAACUCGGGACAAACUGGCAUUGUUUGAGUCACAGCACCCGGGUUUUGUACUUUGUUGCAAAGUCCCCAUUGGUGAUAAAACAUUGCCACUGGCCUACUCCCCAUUAGAAUACAAAUCAGUAGUAUGCAAUUAAGACACUGCAUUAAUUUCUAUAGUUCAACUACCUACAUAAUCAAAACAAGAACUCAAUUUGUACUCAAAUUCAGCAUUUUAGUGUAGCCUUUGUAUGUGAUGUUUAGAAAUUUGUAUUUAGUAGAGCAAAUACAUUUUAAACCUUUGACUAACUUCAACCUAGUCAUGUAUUGAUGCCUUUAUAAGUAUGCAUUUUACUAAACACCAUACCA
Messenger RNA from Oncorhynchus mykiss (rainbow trout), 3595 nucleotides. RefSeq names its product putative hydrolase DDAH2. The record is from RefSeq and is a predicted model, not a curated record. NCBI's taxonomy places the organism in Eukaryota, Metazoa, Chordata, Actinopteri, Salmoniformes, Salmonidae.